CCUAGAUUCGCAUUUUUCGUCUAUAUUUGUAUCACAAUCCCCUUAAAUUCUCUUUGCGUCUGUGACAAGUUGCUAAACAGUCUGUAUGUCUUCCUUCCGUCGCUACUCUCGUGACCUGUAAUCCGGGUCUCAGAUAGGGGCGUGUAAACCGGGUCACAGAGGAGUCAAAUAUCACUGACACCCUAGAUAAGACGUAAACAGAUAGUUUAUUUGAUAUAUAAUAUUUGCAUCGUGUGCGUUAUCAGUAGAAUAUAUGCGAUGCAUUGUACUGUUUGAUGUGUCUGUUAUUGAGAAUCAGAGAAAUUCUAAACUGAAAUGAAGAUCGUGUUAAUAGGGGUUUUUUUGGCAGCUGCCAUAGUUGUGUCUGGCAUUUACGUGGACCGUGGAAAUCCGUACAAACCAGGCGUUCUGAAAGUAGGACAACUUACGCUAUCGGAAACCGUGGACGGGAGUCCCCUACACACUGUAGCGUUUUUCCCCCUGGAGGUGGGCGACUAUCCCGUCGUAUUCUUCCUUGGCGGCCUGAACACGUAUGUCCUCGCCGAAUUGUACUCUACAGUCCUCUCCGAUAUUGCUUCGCAUGGUUUCUUCGUGUUCGGAGUGGAUUACGAGUUUCCGGUGUAUGGUGAUAAAUUUCAUAAACCAAGCUAUGGAAAACAGGACAUCGAUAAAUUUUUCAAAGAGUUAUCAUGGUUGGAGGGGUAUUUCCAAAAUAGAACGCUAUCCACACCAAACUUUAACUUGACAGGGCUGCUUUGUCAUUCCUCAGGAUGUGACGUCAGUGUAAAAAUGAUCAAAGAAAAGGGGAAGUUAUUCACCUCCACAAUUUUCUUGGAACCAUUCACCAACGAUGUUAAAAUCCCCAUAAAGAACGGCAUGCCUGCACUGAUGUACGGGACGCAACUAUCGGAGGAGGGAGUAAAAUGUUCAAUCCCUGGCUUUGACUACAACAAGCUGUACGACAUAUGGUCCUGUCCCCGUGUUGUCAUGAAUGUAGCAUAUUUUGGUCAUUGCGACAUCCUGGACCCAUUACCAUGGGAAUUGUGCCACAAAACCCACUUCUGUAAGACAACAAACGACACCUUUUUACCUGAAUAUCGUCAGUUCGUGCAAGGUGUGACAUCGGCUUUCUUUAUUUCAACACUACAGGGUUUAACAAAAGACAUUUCUUAUGUGACAACAACAAAUCUUAUUCCUUUACAACUGCUUGAAUUAAAAUCUGAUACUAAAUGUUGAAUUAAGGUAUUAAGAAAUAUGCUGGAGAAAAUGUUAUCAUUUAUUGUUUUCGUGAAUAGAAGACAGACUUGUAAAAGAGUUACUACAUUUUCUUCGCCACUAGUAUUUUCAAUUAGCUUUCGAGAUCAAUGUGGUCCAGGUUGUUUUAAAUACAGAUUUUCAUUAUCCGAAUACCAAUACGCUAAAAGGAGGAGGUGAGAAUAUCUGAUAUUCCGGAACCUCAUUAUCACGACUGAUCUCAGAAAUACAAAGUCCGGAUCAGCUGUAGAUUAUAGUUGGAUUAGGUAUCUUCUGUUAUUAUUGAUCACAUACGCGAACAACUAUCUCUAUGACGUACGAUCUAUCUGAAACGGAAAUAUCUUUUAACCUUAGUCUUUGGUGCAUAAACUCUCUCUCUCUCUCUCUCUCUCUCUCUCUCUCUCUCUCUCUCUCUCUGAUAUUCUCUCUCUGUAAGCUAAACCUUUAAAAAAGCUUCCAAAUUGAUUUGGUGUAUCAUAAAUAUUCUAUGAUAUUCAAUUACAUUAUGCACAUGAUAAUAAGCACUAAAGGUUAAAAACACAAUCGCUAUGUAGAGGUUUUUCUAUUGAUCAAAUUAAAGAUAAUUAAUGACUUCUACAUGCUCCUCAACAAUUCUAAAGAAUCCUAAAGGGUAAUUCCUUCAGCUGGAAUUUAAAAGCAUUCGGUCCACAAAUAACUACAAUGUAUGUAAAGGAAACUUGCACUAUUAUAGUAAUGUACUAUGAUCAAUUAUGUACAUAUAUGUAAUAUGAAGUUAUAUUGGUUUUCCUUCAGUUUCAUUUCAUCCUUAAUCCUACGGUCAAUAAAAAAAUUUAAUAUUUGGAUAUAAUUGAUAAGCAGAGUGGCAGUUUACAUAAGAAAGCUAUUGAUGCUAAGAUUUUUAGGAAGAAAACAACACUGUGUAUGUUAUCAUUGUAUUCACAGUUCUCUCGCAGGUGCUGUCCAUGUUGAAUUAUAAAUAAACCUCUUGUAUCAUAUACAUGGUUGUGAUAGAAUGAAUAAUUGAACUUUAAGUAAGUUUUUAAAUCAUCAAUCAUAUGUUAUUCAUUACUUGUUGUCAAGAUAACAAAUACAUGUAAUGAUAAUAAAAACUGCGAAGAAAAAAUCC
This is a messenger RNA of Ostrea edulis (European flat oyster), 2362 nucleotides long. RefSeq lists its product as uncharacterized. The transcript has 7 exons. The record is from RefSeq and is a predicted model, not a curated record. Bases 316 to 1236 code for a protein of 306 amino acids. Lineage: Eukaryota; Metazoa; Mollusca; Bivalvia; Ostreida; Ostreidae.